CAUAGCAUUUAGAGGACAUAAUGAAAAUUUAGAUUCUUUAAAUCAAGGUAAUUAUAAGGAAAUGUGCCAUAUGGUAUUUUCAAAGUUCAUGCCAGAUUUGAAAAAUGUAUAUGAGAAUAAAAUUAACCAUACCAGUUGGAAAGUGCAGGACGAAAUUAUUAAAAUAAGUGCUGACCUAAUUAAAGAAAUUAUUGUUGAGGAAAUUGUUGUUUCUGGGAAUUUUGCACUUAUGGUUGAUGAAGCCAGGUCCCAUAAAGAAGAACAGUUAUCUGUAUGUGUGCGGUAUGCUGUUGGUCUUGAGGCACGUGAAAGAUUUUUGCAAUUCAUAGAUGUUUCUAAUGGACAAACUGCCAACCAUAUUAUUUCUGCUGUUUUUAAUUGUUUUCAAAAUUUAAGUAUUAAUAUCAAUACAUUAAAUAUUGUUGCUCAGUCUUAUGAUGGUGCCAGCGUAAUGGCUGGACACCUUGGAGGUGUCCAGGCAAAAAUUAAACAACAAUUUCCAUGUGCCAUAUACACACACUGUAUGGCACACAGAUUAAAUUUGAUUGUUGUGGAUAUGUGUAAAGGAAUAAAGAGAGCUCGAAGUAUUUUUAAUACUUUAGAAAUGGUUUAUGUUCAUUUCUCUUGACCAUCCAACAAUGCUAAACUCAUUGAAGUUCAAUCUAAACUAGGUUUAAAAAAAGGAAAUUUUCUCAGGAUAUGCGAUACAAG
Molecule: messenger RNA, 711 nt
Organism: Metopolophium dirhodum (rose-grain aphid)
Lineage: Eukaryota; Metazoa; Arthropoda; Insecta; Hemiptera; Aphididae
Exons: 4
Coding region: 62-628 (188 amino acids)
Source: RefSeq, a predicted model, not a curated record